Talaromyces proteolyticus is the source of this 354-nucleotide messenger RNA. RefSeq lists its product as uncharacterized. NCBI's taxonomy places the organism in Eukaryota, Fungi, Ascomycota, Eurotiomycetes, Eurotiales, Trichocomaceae. The record is from RefSeq and is a predicted model, not a curated record. The transcript has a single exon. Bases 1 to 354 code for a protein of 117 amino acids.
AUGAGCGCCUACUCAUUUAGAAAACUGAUCAAUCUACAAAUAUCCCCCUGCGUCGCCGCCGAAACCCCUAAUGUCGUGUCGAUCUCACUACAUCCUGGAGUUGUCGACACGGAGAUGACGAUUGAUUCGUUCGAACGAUGUGCGCUGGAUACACCGGAGCCUGUGGCUGGCGUUGGGGUGUGGUUGUGUACGGAAAAGGCUAGAUUUUUGAAUGGACGGUUCGUCAAUAGUAAUUGGGAUGUGGAUGAUUUGUAUGAGCGGAGAGAAGAGAUUCAGGGUGGGAAGUUUCUCCAGGUUGACCUUAUGGGACCUUUUGUACCGAGCAAUUUGAGAAAUAAUUAUUUGAAUGCGUAG